This is a messenger RNA of Linderina pennispora, 1914 nucleotides long. RefSeq lists its product as uncharacterized. Gene Ontology annotation, cellular component: nucleolus; 90S preribosome. The record is from RefSeq and is a predicted model, not a curated record. Gene Ontology annotation, biological process: endonucleolytic cleavage in ITS1 to separate SSU-rRNA from 5.8S rRNA and LSU-rRNA from tricistronic rRNA transcript (SSU-rRNA, 5.8S rRNA, LSU-rRNA). The coding region runs from base 42 to 1835 and encodes 597 amino acids. The transcript has 7 exons. Lineage: Eukaryota; Fungi; Kickxellomycota; Kickxellomycetes; Kickxellales; Kickxellaceae.
CUCGCAAGGCCCUUUCCCAACACACAUUCCUACACUUGCCAAUGAGCGACCACGAGGAUAUUGACGCUGGCCACAUUGACCUGGCAAAGGAGGAGCGGCGGCAGCGCGCCGGCGACGAGUACGGCGAGAUCGAAAAGUAUCUGUCAGACGACAACCAGGCCAGCGAUUCCAAAGACAAGGCCAUUUACGACAGCAAGGUGCACUUCUUCUCAGAAGCGGAGAUCAAGAAGUCCCAGGAGGCGUGGGCUGAGAAGCAAAAGGCAGCGAAGGCGCGCGCUGCCCAGUCGAUGACCCUCAAGGACUACCAGCAUAAGGUGAUGGUGGAGCAUGGCGGCGUUGUCGACGAGGACCGGGAAAUCCAGAAGAGCGUGCCGCGGACGCACGUGGCGGUCGAUGCCAGCGAUGACGAGGAUAUGGAUUCAGGCGACGAGUUCCUUGUCAAGAAGCAGAAGACGCAGGAGGAGCUUGAGGCAGAAGAGGAGGACUAUAAGAAGUUCCUGCUUGAGAACAUGGCGCGCGACGACCACGGCCGCAAAUCCGAGGAUGAUGCACCUGUUGAUGAUCAGCAGUUUCUGAUGAACUAUGUGUUGAACCGCGGCUGGAUCGAGAAGGGCAACAGCACCAAGACGUCAGCGAAGCGCGAAGCCAAGACGAUCAUCGACAAGGAGGAGGAUGAGCAGCUGAUGGAGCUGACAGAUAAGUUUGAGAGCAAGUACAACUUCCGGUUCGAGGAGCCCGGCGCCGACCAGAUCAUCUCGUAUCCACGCAACAUCGAAGGCUCAAUGCGUCGCAAGGAUGACCGCCGCAAGCUAGCGCGCGAGCGUACCAAGGAGCGCAAGGAUGAGGUCAAGCGCCAGAAGGCGGAGGAGCUCAAGCAGAUCAAGAACCGCAAGCGCAAGGAGAUUCUUGACAAGCUCAAGGAGAUCCAGGGCAUCACCGGCAAUAAGCAUGUGGGCGUCGACAAGCUGGAUCUGGACGGCGACUUUGACCCGAGCAAGUUUGACACCCAGAUGGACCAGAUGUUUGGCAACGAGUACUACGAGAAUGACAUUGAUGUCGGGGACAUCGUGCCCGGCGGCGACGACUUUAUCAUGGAUGCCGACUACCUGGAGGGCGGCACGGGUCCGAGCAAGCGUGCAGCUGAUCUCGACGCCAACAAGGCGGAGCUGAAGGACAAGGUCGCUGAAUACAUGGACGAUCUGUACCAGCUUGACUUUGAGGACAUUGUCGGUGGCGACCUCCCGACCCGGUUCAACUACGGCCUGUCAGCAGCAGAGAUCUUGCUGGCGGACGAAGAGAACCUGAGCAAGUAUGUAUCUGUCAAGCGCAUUGCUCCCUACCGGCCCGAGUGGAAGAUCGACGAGGACAUGUCGCAGUAUCUGGACAAGAAGCGCAUGAUCUAUGUGAAGAAGAAGGCCCGCCAUAAGCGCGAGGAGUGGGAGGCGGCUAGCAAGAAACGCAAGUCUGAUGAUGGCGUCGACGGCGAGAAGCGGGUGAAGAAGAGCAAGAAGAGCAAGAAGGACAAAUCCAAGGACAAGAAGGACAAGUCCAAGGACAAGAAGGAAAAGAAGGAAAAGAAGGACAAGAGUAAAAAGGAGGUCAAGGUGAUCCAAGAGCCCGCAGCCAAGGCCGAAGAGAAGCCUGUCGAGCCGGCUAAGAAGAAGAGCCAAGAUCGGCGCAGCCGCCAGAAGGCCAAGGCCAAGGCUGCCAAGACGGAGGCAACACCGGCUGUCGAGGAAGAGCCAGCGACCAAGGAGGACGUGCCGGUCGAAAAGAAGGGCAUGAACCGGCGCAGCCGCCAGAAGGCAAAAAAGAAGGCAGCCAAUGCAGCCUAAUCAGCAAGAUAAUAUUUUGAUCCAAGCCUGGGUUUUUAUCGCAGAGUAGGAAAAAAAAUCGCAGCCGUGCAUUUCGAAA